Ipomoea triloba (trilobed morning glory) is the source of this 1663-nucleotide messenger RNA. Its product is annotated as monodehydroascorbate reductase-like. Gene Ontology annotation, molecular function: oxidoreductase activity, acting on NAD(P)H; flavin adenine dinucleotide binding. NCBI's taxonomy places the organism in Eukaryota, Viridiplantae, Streptophyta, Magnoliopsida, Solanales, Convolvulaceae. Gene Ontology annotation, cellular component: cytoplasm. The transcript is spliced from 10 exons. The record is from RefSeq and is a predicted model, not a curated record. Bases 82 to 1386 code for a protein of 434 amino acids.
CCUACGUUUCCAACUUUCCUUUUUCCCUCAAGUGUGGAGAAGUUGUUUGUUCUUUUGACUCAGUGAAUCGGAGGCUAAGCCAUGGCCGAGAAAUCUUUCAAGUACGUGAUCCUCGGUGGCGGUGUUGCUGCUGGUUAUGCUGCUAGGGAGUUUGCCAAUCAGGGAGUUCAGCCUGGAGAGCUAGCUCUUAUUUCCAAAGAGGCGGUCGCUCCAUAUGAACGUCCAGCCCUUAGCAAGGCUUACCUCUUUCCUGAAGGAGCUGCUAGACUCCCAGGCUUUCAUGUAUGUGUUGGAAGUGGAGGGGAAAAAUUGCUUCCUGAGUGGUACACAGAGAAAGGUAUUUCAUUGAUCCUGGGUACGGAGAUUGUUAAAGUUGAUCUUGCUUCCAAGAAACUUGUUAGUGCAGCAGGGGAAUCAUUCACAUAUGAAGUACUGGUUAUUGCAACUGGUUCAACAGUUAUAAGAUUGUCAGAUUUUGGUGUGCAAGGUGCUGAUGCUAAAAACAUCUUCUACUUGAGAGAUAUUAAUGAUGCUGAUAAGCUUGUGGAAGCAAUAAAGGAAAAGAAAGAAGGGAAGGCUGUUAUUGUUGGUGGAGGGUACAUUGGUCUUGAGCUUAGUGCUGUGCUCAAAAUGAACAAUAUAGAUGUCACUAUGGUAUACCCAGAACCAUGGUGCAUGCCUAGGCUUUUCACAGCUGGAAUUGCCAAUUUCUAUGAAGGAUAUUAUCAGAACAAGGGAAUAAAAAUCCUCAAGGGUACUGUAGCAUCUGGAUUUGAAACCCAUCCUAAUGGGGAGGUGAAGGAAGUUAAACUGAAGGACGGUAGGGUAUUGGAAGCAGACAUUGUUGUUGUAGGUGUUGGAGGAAGACCUCUUACUGCUUUGUUUAAAGGGCAAGUUGAGGAGGAGAAAGGCGGAAUUAAGACUGAUAGUUUCUUCAAGACAAAUGUUCCGAAUGUAUAUGCUGUUGGUGAUGUUGCAACUUUCCCGCUGAAGUUAUACAAUGAAAUCAGAAGAGUUGAACAUGUUGAUCAUGCUCGCAAAUCUGCAGAACAGGCUGUAAAGGCAAUAUAUGCAAGCGAAAAAGGGACCUCCAUUGAAGAGUAUGACUAUCUUCCAUACUUCUACUCCCGCGCCUUUGAUUUGUCGUGGCAGUUCUAUGGUGACAAUGUAGGCGAAACAGUGCUGUUUGGGGACAAUGACCCAACAUCUGCCAACCACAAGUUUGGACAGUACUGGAUCCACAAUGGGAAGGUUAUCGGCGCAUUCUUGGAGAGCGGGACACCCGAAGAGAACAAGGCUAUUGCUAAAAUGGCAAGGGCUCAGCCUCCUGCUCUCAGCUUGGAAGAAUUGGCAAAGGACGGCAUUAACUUUGCCACUAAGAUCUGAAAGUUUUCCAGUACAUGAAUGAGAGAGCUUUUUGGAGUGUUUUUUUUCCCCCUCUUGGUAAUACUACAGCAGUGUUCAUUUGCCUGUCUGUUAACAGCUUUGUGUAAAUUAGAGAUUUCAGGGGUUUGUUGAAUUAAAACUCUUCAUCUAUUUCAUGUUGUUGAUUUGUGUUCUUGGGUGUUCACGUUUGAUAAUGUGUUGAAGUCAGGAAGUACUCGAGAUUUUCACUUGUGUAACGCGAUUUAGUUUUAUGCGAUUUUUAUUUGAUUGGACUUUG